Colletotrichum chrysophilum is the source of this 183-nucleotide messenger RNA. RefSeq lists its product as uncharacterized. The record is from RefSeq and is a predicted model, not a curated record. Lineage: Eukaryota; Fungi; Ascomycota; Sordariomycetes; Glomerellales; Glomerellaceae. Bases 1 to 183 code for a protein of 60 amino acids. The transcript has 2 exons.
AUGCAGUUCAACACCAUCGUCUCCGCGGCCGUUGCCGUCUUUUCCCUCGGCGCCGUCAUCCAAGCCAGACCUCUGCCUUGCACAGAUCUUAAGCGUGACCUCAUCCUCAGCGGACAGGCCAGCCCCGAGAUAUGCUGCACAUACGGCAUCUGCAAGGGCGACGUCAACAUCAUCAGCGGAUGA